This is a messenger RNA of Xiphophorus hellerii (green swordtail), 2204 nucleotides long. Its product is annotated as scavenger receptor cysteine-rich type 1 protein M130-like. Bases 624 to 2030 code for a protein of 468 amino acids. Gene Ontology annotation, cellular component: plasma membrane. Lineage: Eukaryota; Metazoa; Chordata; Actinopteri; Cyprinodontiformes; Poeciliidae. Gene Ontology annotation, molecular function: serine-type endopeptidase activity. The transcript has 8 exons. Gene Ontology annotation, biological process: zymogen activation. The record is from RefSeq and is a predicted model, not a curated record.
CAUCAGCCGUUGGCUCUUCCUCUUCUUUCCCUGGGUUGUCCAUCCCUCCCGUGACAGCUCCUCCUCCAGUAUUUCUCUGUCCUCCAGGGAUGAUUCAAUGCCAAGAUCUUUCAGUGUAGAGUAUGCUGCUAGGAGCGAGGGGAAGAGUUUUGUGCCACCGUUCAUGAAGAGUUUCAGCUGGGCUUUAAUGUUUUUUUUCUUUUAGCUUCUCUCUGACCUUUUUCCUUUUCUUCUGCAAGUCAGCAGCUACACCUGGGCUCAUUUCUGUUUAGCUGUGAGCCCUUCCUGGAGGGAAGCUGAGCUACUGCUGCCAACAACAUCAGGUUCCCCUUCAGUGGAUCACACACCUGGAUCCACUCCGGCCACAUGCAGAACAAAGACUGAACUAAACACAGGAACAACAGAGACUGGUGAAACCCCUGAAUCCCAGUAGGCCCAGUAUGAACCCAUCUUCAUGAUGAGCUGCUAGGAAGGAGGCGUUGUCUCUGAAAGCAGCCAAAGACCUGAACUGUGACGUUCAGGAAGUAGCAGAUAAAACAGCUUAAAGUAGGAAGUGUUCAGAGUUUGGAGCCACAUCCUGAUCACAUCAAGAGACGAAGCUUCACUCCACAUCCAGAGGAAACAUGGACCAAACAGCUCUGAUGCUGCUUCUGUGUCUCUGCAGCUCAGCGCUGUCUGAUGAACUCAGACUGGUAGCAGGAAGGAGUCGCUGUGUUGGCAGACUGGAGAAGAAGGAUCUGGGAGACUGGGAACCAGUGACUGAUUGGAACUGGAACUUUACAUCAGCAGCUGGAGCUUGCAGACAGCUCCACUGUGGAUCUGUGGUGUCGUUACAAAGAGAUGAGGACGACAAUGUAGAGAUCGUCUGUUCAGACUCAGUCAGGCUGGUUCAAGGGACCAACCGGUGCUCAGGCAGACUGGAGGUGAAGACCGACCAGUCGUGGUCCUCAGUGUGUGAAAAAGACUUUGACCUGCAGGAUGCAGAGGUGGUCUGCAGGGAGAUUGGCUGUGGGCCUCCUUCAGUCCACCAGGGGGCGCUCUAUGGAGAAGCAGAGGCUCCAGUGGGGAGCAGAGAGUUCCUGUGUGAAGGCAGUGAGUCUGCUCUGCUGAACUGCAGCAGCAGGAAGAGUUCAGGUAGAAACAGCUGCUCACCUGGUCAAGCUGUUGGACUCACCUGUUCAGAUCAAGAAAACUUCAGGUUGGUGGGAGAGGCCAGCCGAUGUGCCGGGAGACUGGAGAUGUUACAACAAGAAGAGUGGAGACCAGUGGAUGUUAUGGAUGGUUACUGGAACAUGAACUCAGCUGCUGCAGUUUGUGCUGGACUGGACUGUGGUUCUGCUGUUUCAGCAAGAAAUUCAAAGGAAGCUUCAGAGAGACCAGUUUGGAGGAUCUGGUCUGGCUGUUUCCUGUCAGGAUCUGCAUUGAAGAAAUGUUUACCUUAUGGUGAAAACAGUUAUCAGAGCCACGAGCUCAUCUGCUCAGGUCUACUGGUUGAGCCGCUCAUCUUCCUCUCUUCCUCCACUGACGGGGUCUCCACAGGCAGAAAGCAGGGGUCUGAGCUCCUCAUUGGCUCAAAUUUCAGCAUCAUCUGCUCCAUCAGACCUCAGUAUGAAGGCGGCUCCUUCCAGCUCAUCUUCAGCACCUCUAACUACACUCAGAACCAGACCCUGCCAGCUGUUAAUCACUCCGCCCUCUUCCUGUUCUCUGCUGCUGGCCACGCCCACCAAGGAACCUACCGCUGCGUUUACCACGUCUACGUUUUCUCCUAUAACUUCUCCUCUAUGAGCCAGCCUCUCAACCUCACUGUCUCAGGCAAAGUCAUGGAGUCCAUGAGGAAAAGUUCUGCUUCAGUUUCAGCCUCUCCCACUGCUUUGAUCAUCAGUCUGGUUGUCGUCCUGCUGGGUAUGCUGGGAUCAGUCCUGGUCCUCUACUUUAAGGCCAGAAGAAACCAGAAGUCUGGACCAGAAAACAACCAUCAUGACGAAGGAUCCAGAGCUGAAGGCAGCUUAAAGGAGGAGACUGCAGUCUGAAGGAGCCAGGAAGGAGCAGAGACAUGUUUCAGACUCCUGGAAAUCUAUCCGUCUAUGUAUCUAUGAUAAAAUGUCUCUGUGCUCCUGCAGCAGGAAGGAAGUUCAAUAUUCAGAAAUUUGUAUCUGGACUAAACCUACUUAAGUAAAACUUAUAUAACAAGGGAACACAAAACA